This is a messenger RNA of Cydia splendana, 2417 nucleotides long. RefSeq names its product queuine tRNA-ribosyltransferase accessory subunit 2. Gene Ontology annotation, molecular function: tRNA-guanosine(34) queuine transglycosylase activity. NCBI's taxonomy places the organism in Eukaryota, Metazoa, Arthropoda, Insecta, Lepidoptera, Tortricidae. The record is from RefSeq and is a predicted model, not a curated record. The transcript has 7 exons. The coding region runs from base 75 to 1388 and encodes 437 amino acids.
UUUGUUUCAUCUAUUGUUUUGAGACUCCAAAGUCCUAAGUCAAUUUAUUUCAAAGCCUGUCUAUAAUAAUUAAAAUGCGUUUCACAAUUAAGCAGGCUGGGUGUGGUGCUGAACGAGUUGGUACCCUAACAGGAUUCACCAAGUCACCUAGUACGAUAAUUGAAACCCCUACAGCUGCACUUCUUACUCAGGGAGGGAGUGUAGUUCAUUUAACGGCAGAUGUCUUAGCUCGGGUAUUUACUAACCCCCAACUCCUCUGGGUUCCUUUAACCAGUACGAGUCAUUUAGAAGCGGGAGUCAAAGCCCAGGGCGAGGGACUAGCCAGGUUUGCUGGAGUCGCUGACCAUAUAACCUGCACGACAUUGCAAAAUUUGAAUGAUGCUGCACCAUUGGGACACUUUGAGUUAGACAAGGUGCCAUUGUGGACAAAAAGGGGCAAACAAAUGAUUUGUGCUGACAGAUACAUGGACUUUAUGGAGCUGUUCAAACCCGAUAUCAUUUUGGCAGUUGCAGAUGGACGCACAUCACAUUGUGAAGGCUUCAAGAGGGUCCUGAAGGCUGUCAACAGAAGUAACAGCAUGCUUGAUGUAUGUGUCAAGCGAUAUAAUUCUUCAAAGCAACUGCAAGGAGGUUCAUUGAUAGGUGUUAUAGUAGCUGCUGGUCAUGAAAAGAAAUGCACUGAGAGCAUUCAACACAUUUUAGAGCACAAGCAAAGUUUGUCAGGAGUAGCCCUGCAGGGCAUAUUGGAUGGCACUGAAGAUUACACACAUGUGCCCGAUGACAAUGUGAUAUCUAUUUUUAAGAGGGUUAAUGUAACCUUGCCUAAGGAAAUGGUUCGCAUUUUAGAAGGAUUUUGGAACCCCGCUGCAAUAAUGGCUGCAAUUGGCAAUGGCUAUGAUGUCUUUGAUGGAUCUUACCCAGUGAAGUUGACCAAUGAAGGAUUUGCCUUGACGUUAAACUUCAAUGUUGACCAAAGCCAUAAUGAAUUGUGUAUAUUAGAUUUAAAUGAUAGCAAAUAUAAAGAAGAUUUCAGUCCCCUUUUAAAGGGUUGCGAGUGUUUGGCCUGCAAGAAAUAUACAAGGGCGUAUAUUCAACAUCUUCGAAAUACACGGGAAAUGCUGGCGUCUGUACUGCUCAGCAUUCACAAUCUCCAUCACUUCGACCAGAUGUUCCACCACGCCCGUCGACAUAUUGCUGCAAGCACGUUUGACACAUUCCGACAUCACAUCACUAAACAGUACGAACUGUAUAAAGACUCGCAAGUAAACAAAACUGACGAUAUGACAGUUACAGAUAGUGACAUUAGUGAAAAUGUAGAGGCGGAACCUGUGAAAAAAAUUCGGGUAACUGAUGAAGUUUCUAUUAGUGUAGCCAAUGGUAAUGCUUGAUAGUAUUUGUAUGUAUUGAGUAAAAGUAAUAUUACAAACUUGAAAUGUUAUGUACAUAUUUAUGGGGUAAGCCCGUUGUGGGGCUUAAUUAUCUCUUGAAUUCACAGCCUUUUGACUACAUAUUUGAUUAUUUCCAGUGGUUACCUACCAUCGCCAUAUUAGUUUUACAAUGCAUCUAUUUGGCUUGAUGGACUGUUAAGAUAAAGUUGAAGCAUUUAAUAGAAAUGUUGUCGCUAGUGAACUCUGAUCAAUGGCAUUAGCACAAAUAUUACCUUUGUUGGUGGACCUUGGGUGGUAGCUACGGGAAAUUAGAUGUAGCUGUUUGUGAUAUGAUAUGUAUUAAUAACGAAGUAAAUCAUUUUUAUACAUAAGCAAAUCGAAAUCUACGAGGCCCUUAAAUUCGGAUCACGAUGUCCUACCGAUGUGUAGGUAGCUUUUUUGUAGUAUAUAUAGUCUCGUACUAUGUAGUAAUUAAUGUAUUAUUAAGGACGCUUUAAUACAAACUAUAAUAAUUACCUUGGAAAGAUAUUUUUACUCAUUAUCGAGCUCGAAUGAAAUGGUGCAUCAACAAUUUCACCAUGAAAAAGGUUUAAAAAACCAAAUGUCGUACCAAUCAGCAGGUAAUACGUGCGCCAAAAAACAUUUCGCAAAUAAGUACCUACCAAGGUUGCAAUAAAAUACUUGAUUAACUAGCAGUUUAGUGAUAAAACGUUCGCGUGAAGCAUAAUAUUGAAUAAGUAGGUAACGACUUAUAAAAUGUGGUAUUUGCAGUGAUUGUAUUUAUAACCUAACAUGAUACGAAUGUAAUAAAAAAAAAAAACAAUCAUUCAAGUUUUAAUUAUCAAAGAUGCAGGCCAGUGUAAUUAAUAGGAUUAAGUCAUUCCUUAUUUUCAUUAAUUGAUUAACGUUCAUUGUUAACAAUCUGAUGCGGACAUGUCUUGGGACUUCUAAUCACGUGUUGACGUGUUGCACCCAAAGAUCUAAAUUGAAUAAUAUAAGCUUAAAACCAGCAAAUUUUGUUUUUAUUUG